Cuscuta epithymum is the source of this 7670-nucleotide messenger RNA. Lineage: Eukaryota; Viridiplantae; Streptophyta; Magnoliopsida; Solanales; Convolvulaceae. The record is from the annotation of a GenBank genome assembly.
CCAUUUUCAACAUUUCAAACAAAAAUGGGAAGCUCUUGAGUCUUGACCAAAAAAAAAAACAGAAAUGGGAAGCUUGGGAGGGGUAUAACUGAAAGUAAGUCCAAGAAGCCUUCUUCCAUCUCACUCCUUCCACUUCACCUCUUCAACGGGCUGUCGGUGGUCCGUCGCCUUCAACCUCCGUCUCUUCACUAUCUGCUAAUCACAGCUCACAUCCUCUCUCUCGCCCACUACAUUACAUCGUACACACAUGCCAUCUGUCUUUUUCUGUCCAAAGAUCAUCUUCUUUCCCGAUUCCCCAUUUAUAUGACUCCUCUUUGAUUUAUUCUCUUGUCUGCUGCGGAUUUCUUUCAAUGCUCUAACCCACCCGACAAUACCCUCUCUUCUCAGGUAUCUCUCGCCUUGUCUACUAUGAUCUUUCUGCCCCUUCACGGAAUCUGUGAGGUUCAACAAAUUCACAUUUCAUUUUAUCUGAUCUCAAUGUACUCUACUAGUUUGAGCUAAGAUCUAUGUGUAGUAGAAUACACGACGUUUUUUCCAAUUGUUAGAAAAGGUGCGAUCUUUGAGGUUGAUCUGAUCGCGUUUCAUGUUUUCUUUAGGAAUUGUAUUUAGUCGUAGUACUCAAUUGUUAGUCAGUUACAUAGUUUUUUUUAGUUGAUCUGUUUCUACCUUCCUAGCAUCGGAUAGGUAAACUUCAUUUUCAUAAAUAGAAGGGUCUUUGACUUUGGGUAUUUAUUGUGUUUAUCAUUUCUGCUGCUGUUCAGAAAGCUGGUAGCUCUCGCAAAAAAAAAAAGAAAAAAAAAAGAAAGCUGGUAGCUGAAGUGAAGAUCUUGAAUCACAGUAAAACUGGCGGCAACACUAAGUUGGAGGUAUGCUGCCAGCAGUGGCAGCAGCCUUCCCACUACUGAUCUAGGGAGAAAUGGAGAUGUUAAAUCUCAUGAUUUGGAGCCAUCAACUCCUCAUUCUUUUAUAAAAAUGAGUUCAAGAGAUCGUAGCAGCAGCAUGGAGGAUCCAGAUGGAACACUCGCAAGUGUUGCUCAAUGUAUUGAGCAGUUGCGUCAAAAUUCCUCUUCUAUGCAGGAAAAGGAGUAUUCCUUGAAGCAAUUGUUGGGGCUUAUUGAUACAAGAGAAAAUGCCUUCAGUGCUGUUGGGUCACACUCUCAGGCAGUUCCAGUGAUGGUUUCUCUACUUAGAUCAGGAUCACUUGGGGUAAAGAUUCAGGCUGCUACAGUUUUGGGCUCUCUUUGUAAGGAAAACGAAUUACGAGUAAAAGUACUUCUCGGAGGUUGUAUUCCCCCAUUGCUCGGUCUUCUCAAAUCAAGUUCAGAGGAAGGUCAGAUUUCAGCAGCAAAAACCAUUUAUGCUGUAUCUCAAGGUGGUGCAAAGGAUCAUGUAGGUUCUAAAAUAUUUUCUACUGAAGGGGUUGUCCCAGUUUUGUGGGAGAAGUUGCGGAAGGGUCUCAAAUCUGGAAACUUAGUUGAUGAUUUGGUAACCGGAGCGCUAAAAAACCUUUCUACCAGUGCUGAAGGAUUUUGGUCUGCUACAACCCAAGCUGGAGGACUAGAUAUACUUGUUAAAUUAUUAGCCACUGGACAGUCAAGUACCCUAGCAAAUGUCUGUUUUCUCCUUGCAUGUAUGAUGAUGGAAGACUCAUCUGUUUGUUCUCAACUCUUGGCUUCCGAGGCUACAACGAAACUCCUUAAACUAGUUGGACCUGGAAAUGAGGAUUCUGUCAGAGCAGAAGCCGCAGGAGCUCUCAAAUCUCUUUCUUCCCAGUGCAAAGAGGCCAGAAGAGAGAUAGCAAAGUCAAAUGGUAUACCCAUUUUAAUAAAUGCCACAAUAGCCCCUUCAAAAGAAUUCAUGCAGGGUGAGUAUGCUCAGGCUUUGCAGGAGAAUGCAAUGUGUGCUCUUGCAAAUAUUUCAGGUGGCUUGUCAUAUGUCAUAUCAAGCCUUGGCCAAAGCCUCGACUCUUGUACCUCACCAGCACAGGCUGCCGACACAUUAGGGGCUUUGGCUUCUGCUCUCAUGAUAUAUGAUAGCAAAGCAGAAGAUUCAAGAGCCUCAGAUCCUUUGGAGGUGGAGCAGACACUGAUUAAACAAUUUAGACCCCGCUUGCCGUUUCUGGUGCAAGAACGUACCAUAGAAGCCCUUGCUAGUUUGUAUGGAAAUGCCAUACUCUGUAGUAACAGACUUACAAACUCUGAUGCAAAACGCUUGUUGGUUGGCCUGAUCACAAUGGCGACCAAUGAUGUUCAGGAUGAAUUGAUUAAGUCCCUUUUAAUUCUUUGUAAAAACGAGGGUAGUUUAUGGCAUGCACUUCAAGGUCGUGAGGGUAUUCAACUAUUGAUUUCACUUCUUGGUCUUUCUUCGGAGCAGCAACAGGAGUGUUCUGUCGCUUUGCUUUGCCUCCUUUCUUCUGAAAAUGAUGAAAGUAAAUGGGCAAUAACAGCAGCUGGAGGAAUACCUCCACUCGUUCAGAUUCUAGAGACUGGAUCUGCCAAGGCUAAGGAGCAUUCUGCAACGAUUCUUGGAAACCUCUGUAACCACAGUGAGGAUAUACGGGCAUGUGUUGAGAGUGCUGAUGCUGUUUCUGCUUUACUAUGGCUUCUGAAGAAUGGGAGCUCCAACGGUAAAGAAAUUGCUGCUAAGACAUUGCAUCAUUUGAUUCACAAAUCGGAUACUGCAACUAUUAGCCAACUCACAGCGUUAUUAACCAGUGAUCUUCCUGAGUCCAAAGUUUACGUUUUAGAUGCAUUAAAGAGUUUGCUUUCUGUGGUCCUUCUCAGUGACAUGUUACGUGAAGGCAGUGCAGCAAAUGAUGCAAUUGAGACAGUGAUCAAGAGUUUAAGCUCUACCAGGGAAGAGACUCAGGCAAAGUGUGCAUCAGUUCUUGCUGGAAUCUUUGAUCUGAGGAAGGACUUGCGGGAGAGUAGCCUCGCGAUCAGGACUCUUUUGUCAGUUAUGAAGCUUCUAAAUGAUGAAUCUGAAAGCAUAUUAGCGGAGGCUUCCCGCUGCCUUUCAGCAAUAUUUCUCUCAAUCAGAGAGAACCAUGAUGUGGCUUUGGUUGGUAGAGAUGUUUUCCCGUCAAUAAUGGCACUUUCGAAGCAUUCAGCUUUGCAAGUUGUAGAGCAAGCAACAUCUGCCUUGGCCAAUCUUCUUCUGGAUGGUGAAAUUUUGCAGAAUGCUGUUCCUGAAGCAAUAAUCUUACCAGCCACUAGAGUUCUCUGUGAGGGUUCAACUGAUGGACAGACCCAUGCUGCUGCUGCAAUUGCUCGACUAUUGCAAUCUUGUCAGACUAAUUCUGCCUUAACUGACUUUGUCAAUCGUACAGGGACAUUUCUGGCUUUAGUUUCUUUUCUGGAAUCCACCAACAGUGGAUCUAAUAAUGCUAUGUCAGAAGCAUUAGAUGCACUUUGUUUUCUUUCUAGGUUGGAAGGGGAUACUGAGAAUAUUAAACCCGCAUGGGCAGUGCUUGCUGAGCGACCGGACAGCAUUUCAGUAGUCUCAUCAUGCAUUGCCAAUGCUGGCCCACUUUUGCAAGACAAAACUAUAGAAAUAUUAUCAUGGCUCUGUCAAGCUCAGCCAGCUUUUCUAGGAGACGCAAUUGCUUGUGCUUCCAGGUGUAUUUCUUCAAUUGCAAGAAGGGUGAUCGAUUCUACAACUGUAAGAGCCAAAAUUGGAGGAACUGCUCUGCUCGUUUGCACUGCAAAAGUUAAACAUCAAAGGUUUGUUGAAGCUUUAAACGAAUCACAUUCAUGUGUUCCCCUCAUUAAAACUCUUGUUGGGCUUCUGAGCUCUUUGAAGUCUUCCGAGCUGACAGAUCAGGACCACAAUGUUGCUAUAAACAUAUCUACAAGUGCUGAAGAGGAUCCAGUGAAGGGGAGAAUUACUUCAGUUUUAUACGGCCCCACUAUUGCUACAUGGCUUCUUUGUGCCCUUGCUAGCUAUGAUGACAAAAACAAAAAUGAGAUCAUGGAAGCUGGUGCAGUUGAAGUUCUUACUGAUAAAAUCUCUGGAUUUCCUUUCCAUCCCACUCAGAUCGAUUUUAAUGAGGAUGGAAGCAUAUGGGUUAGUGCUUUGCUACUGGCAAUCUUAUUUCUUGAUAGGGACAUCAUACGAGCACAUUCCACAAUGAAGGCAAUACCAGUGCUUGCCAAUUUGCUAAAGUCAGAGGAGACAGAAAAUAGAUACUUUGCUGCACAGGCCAUAGCCAGUCUUGUUUGUAACGGGAGCCGGGGAACUCUUCUUUCUGUUGCAAAUUCAGGGGCAGCUGCUGGGCUCAUUUCCUUGAUUGGUUGCGCUGAUGAUGAUAUACACGACCUUAUCCAAUUGUCCGAGGGGUUCUCAUUGUUGCGUAAUCCAGAUCAAGUAGCUCUUGAGAGAUUGUUUAGGGUUGAUGACAUUCGGACUGGGGCAACUUCUAGGAAAGCUAUACCUGCUCUGGUUGAUUUGCUGAAACCCAUUCCAGAUCGUCCCGGUGCACCUUUUAUUGCACUCGGACUCAUGAUCCAGUUGGCUAGAGAUUGCCCCUCAAAUCAGAUGGUUAUGGUUGAGUCAGGAGCUCUUGAAGCAUUGACUAAAUAUCUAUCUCUUGGCCUGCAAGAUUUGACAGAAGAAGCCGCUACUGAUUUAUUAGGCAUAUUAUUUACUAGUCCUGAAAUCCGGAGACAUGAAUCUUCAUUUGGAGCUGUUGGCCAACUUAUAGCAGUGUUACGCUUAGGUGGGAGAGGGGCAAGGUACAGUGCAGCCAAAGCCUUGGAAAACUUGUUCUCAGCAGAUCAUAUAAGAAAUGCUGAGUCUGCUAGGCAGGCUGUACAACCUCUCGUAGAGAUUCUAGAAACUGGUCUUGAGAGGGAGCAACACGCUGCUAUUGCUGCAUUGGUUCAGUUACUAAGUGAAAACCCAUCACGGGCUCUUACAGUGUCCGAGGUUGAGGUGAAUGCAGUUCAUGUUCUUUGCAAUAUUCUUUCAUCAAACAGUUGUUCAGUGGAGCUUAAAGGGGAUGCAGCUGAAUUAUGUUCCGUUCUUUUCGGGAAUACGAGAAUCAGAUCAACUGCUGCUGCAGCCCGAUGUGUGGAGCCUUUGGUUUCUUAUCUUGUUAGUGAAUUUAGUCCAGCUCAUCAUUCAGUUGUUCGUGCAUUAGGCAAACUUGUUGAUGAUGAGCAGCUUGGAGAACUGGUUGCUGCACAUGGGGCUGUCAUUCCACUUGUAGGCCUACUUUAUGGUCGGAACUUUUUGCUCCAUGAGGCAAUUUCUAGGGCACUUGUGAAGUUGGGGAAAGACAGGCCUUCUUGUAAGAUGGAAAUGGUGAAGGUUGGGGUAAUUGAGUGCAUACUUGAUAUCCUACACCACGAAGCACCAGAUUUCCUCUGUGCUGCAUUUGCUGAAUUGUUAAGGAUAUUGACAAAUAAUGCUACCAUUGCCAAGGGACCAUCCGCGGCUAAAGUGGUUAAACCUCUGUUUUCAUUAUUAAUGGCAAAUCCGGAGUUCGGGCCUGACGGGCAACAUAGUGCUUUGCAGGUCCUGAUUAACAUCUUGGAAUAUCCACAGUGUCGUGCUGAACACACCUUGACAUCUCAUCAAGCAGUUGAGCCUUUAAUUCCUUUACUUGAUUCUCCUGCUCCAGCUGUGCAGCAAUUGGCAGCGGAACUUCUCUCCCACCUUCUUCUGGACGAGCAUCUUCAGAAGGAUCCCGUAACCCUGCAAGUAAUUGGCCCUUUAGUGCGAGUGGUUGGUUCAGGGAUACCUAUUUUGCAGCAGAGAGGUAUGAAGGCUCUUGUUUGUCUCUCGCUUACCUGGCCAAAUGAAAUAGCUAAAGAAGGAGGUGUUGCUGAAAUCUCCAAAGUGCUACUAUAUGCUGAUCCUUCAGUUCCUCAGGCCUUGUGGGAGUCAGCUGCUUCGGUUCUAUCCAGUGUUCUGAAAUUUAGCUCUGAGUUUUAUCUAGAAGUGCCUGUAGCUGUUUUGGUGAGAUUGCUUCGCUCAGGCUCGGAAAACACUGUGCUUGGUGCACUAAAUGCUCUCCUUAUACUGGAGAGUGAUGACUCUACCAGUGCUCAGGCAAUGGCUGAAAGUGGGGCCAUUGAAGCUCUUUUAGAACUUCUCAGAUGCCAUCUCUGUGAGGAAACUGCUGCAAGACUGCUUGAGGUAUUGCUGAACAAUGUCAAGAUCAGGGAAACAAAAGCUACCAAGACAGCAAUACUGCCUUUGUCACAGUACCUCUUGGACCCACAAACCCAAGGUCAACAAGCAAGGUUGCUGGCGACUCUUGCUCUCGGUGAUCUAUUCCAAAACGAGGCUCUUGCUCGAACAACAGAUGCUGUUUCUGCCUGUCGAGCAUUGGUUAAUCUGCUUGAGGAUCAGCCUACUGAAGAGAUGAAAGUAGUAGCAAUAUGUGCCUUACAAAAUCUUGUCACUGACAGCCGGCCGAAUAAGAGGGCGGUGGCAGAGGCGGGUGGCGUCCAAGUUCUGCUUGAUCUGAUUGCUUCAAGUGAACCAGAGACAUCAGUGCAGGCAGCCAUGUUUGUUAAACUUCUCUUUUCCAACAAUACCAUUCAAGAGUAUGCUUCCAGUGAAACCGUCAGAGCUAUUACUGCUGCAAUUGAGAAAGAUUUGUGGGCAAGUGGAAUGGUAAAUGAAGAGUAUCUGAAGGCUCUGAAUGCGCUUUUUAGUAACUUCCCCCGUUUAAGAGCUACAGAACCUGCAACAUUGAGUAUUCCACAUCUGGUUACUUCUCUCAAGACCGGUUCAGAGGCAACUCAAGAAGCUGCAUUGGAUGCACUUUUUUAUCUUAGGCAAGCUUGGACAGCAUGCCCUCCUGAAGUCUCUCGGGCACAAUCAAUUGCUGCUGCUGAUGCUAUUCCGUUGUUGCAGUUCUUGAUCCAAUCAGGCCCUCCUAGGUUUCAGGAGAAGGCUGAAUUUUUGCUUCAGUGCUUGCCAGGGACUUUGGUGGUUAUAAUUAAGAGGGGAAAUAACAUGAAGCAGUCUGUGGGAAACCCUAGCGUGUACUGCAAGAUUACCCUUGGACAUACUCAACCUCAGCAAACUAAGAUCGUGUCAACGGGUCCUAGUCCUGAGUGGGAUGAGAGUUUUGUGUGGUCCUUUGAAAGUCCACCAAAAGGACAAAAGCUUCAUAUUUCAUGCAAGAACAAAAGCAAAAUGGGCAAGAGUUCAUUUGGGAAGGUAACGAUCCAGAUCGACCGUGUAGUAAUGCUAGGUUCAGUUGCAGGGGAGUACACUUUGUUGCCCGAAAGCAAAAGCGGAGCAUCAAGGACUUUGGAGAUUGAAUUCCAGUGGUCUAACAAAUCAGAACAAUAGAGAAAGAAACAUUAUAUGAUUUCUGUUUGCAGUUUCAAGUUUCAACUGCCUUUUUCUGGAUUUUUUGUCAUAUUUUUUAUUUAUGGUUUGUUGAUAGAUUAAAUGUAAAUAGCUUCUGGCAGAGGUUUACAGGGGUUUUAGUUAGUUUUCUUUGAGUCUUGAAACCGGCUAAUUAGUUCAGUGAAUCAGUGUAUUCUUAAUUUCUUUUCCGGUUUUCCCUGUAAUUGUACCGUGUACCGUGUGUAUAUGAGUGAUUAAUUGGGUCACAUUCAUCCUUUAAUCUGUAUAAUUUCUUUUGUAUUCAUAUUUGGUUUACUGUCAUUUUUUAGUUCUACCUAAUUAUAUUUCCUUGUUUAGAC